Echinococcus granulosus is the source of this 1428-nucleotide messenger RNA. RefSeq lists its product as hypothetical. The record is from RefSeq and is a predicted model, not a curated record. The coding region runs from base 1 to 1428 and encodes 475 amino acids. The transcript has a single exon. NCBI's taxonomy places the organism in Eukaryota, Metazoa, Platyhelminthes, Cestoda, Cyclophyllidea, Taeniidae.
AUGCUCUUGCAAGUCCCUUUUGAAAGUGACUAUACGGCAGGCGUCAGUGAGAAUCGUCGGCUGGAGUGGCGAGAUCCUGUCAAUAUCCCCCAGGACACGCAAGCUCUCGGCCAACUAAUCGAUAUCAUUCACCAACGCGGCAAAUUGGGAGGUAAUGUUGCAUUUAUGGGAGCGAUGGAUAUUAUCUCCCAUGCAAGGACACAAUUUCUUAUUAAAAGCCUUCAACGUGGAGCCAUUGUCGCUCUGCGGCGUCUCUUUCUAAGAGCUGACCCGUUUAGUAAGAGCUGGAAUGGAAUAGGUCCUGGAAUCGCUAUCUUCAAUAAGUUGGUAAACUCUUCGGUUGAAGUGCGCAAUUGUCUUCUUGAUUUUUGGCCUCUAAUUUUGCGACCACUCAAGUUCGUCUUUCAGAAGCUGGAGAAGAUGAGACAAAAGCAUACGAGGUUUUGCAAUGCACUGGGACCUCGAGAAUGUAAGCGAAAUGGUAGGGAUGAAAGGGUAGAGACCUUUCAAGAGCAAAUUUUGCCCUACAUGAUCAAUGAUCCCCGUGUUAUAUUGCAGCGGGAGGGUGCAGGUUGGAUCACGAUGUCCGACUAUAUGAGGAACUUAGAACUCAUGUUUCUGGUGGCACCGGAUCGAACACAAGAGUCAGUGGAUCGAAUAUACCGACUCAAUCGUACCAUCAACCUACACCAUACGUCCUUCUGGGAGAUCAUACCCCGUGAUCUGCAAGCAAAACACAAGGUCCUACCUGGUCCGCGACUCCACUUUCUCAACCUUCUCGAUCGGUUUGAACUCGGCCGUGGUGAUGCGCAUGAAGCUGCGCAAGAAGAUGUUGCACUAAAGGCUCAGUGGGACUUGCAAGCCGUGUGGCUGGACCGAGUCGAACUCCUCAGUAGUAUAGAACACGAAACAGUCAACACUGAGGUUGCAUUUAAGGAUUCGAACUCAACAAAAACCGAAGGUAAAAACGAAAGGCAAUCCUUGUCUAACCGAUCAUUCAUUGCGUUUAGCUUCAACCCAGAAGAGCAUACGCCUGCUUCAGAGACCGAUUUUCGAGACUCAUUGAUGACAAUACUGUUGAAAAUUCCUGACAGAGCAAAGCACAAUAUCAGUAGAGACAAUAAGUCUGAGGAAGAAUGCUUAAAAAAUGCCGUCGCUAAGAGGACGGCAGACAAAUCUGACACAUGGGCUAUAGCACCCCCAGUUGCGCGACGUCUGAAACAGGACCCAAGGCAAUCCAAGUGGUUUCGAAAGGCUGUAAAACCGCUUAUCAAUUCCCUGUGCUUACCAGAAAGCCAGAAAGAGGCCGUAAAAAUGGUUUACGCGGGAUACGAGACCAUUGUUAAGACAAAAAAGCACCCAAAUACGUUAAGCACCCCUACUUUCCCAAAUAAGGCCCAUAAACCCAGCAGUCAUUGCCAAAUCUGA